UCACCAUCCCUCUCCCUUCCCCUCCUCUCCUCCCCCCUUCUCCCACACGUGCAUUUGCAUAUGUGAGUGUGUGGGCCAUGGCAAAAGAACACACACUUCUAUCAACGGAGAUCGUGAACCGGGGCAUCGAGUCUUCAGGACCCGAUGCCGGUUCCAUGACCUUCUCCGUAAGAGUACGUCGAAGAUUGCCGGACUUUGUGCAAUCUGUAAACCUCAAGUACGUGAAAUUAGGAUAUCAUUAUCUCAUGAACCAUGCAAUCUACCUUCUUACCAUACCAGUCCUCAUUGUCGUCUUUAGUGCCGAAAUCGGCAGCUUGAGUAAUAAACAUAUGUGGGAGAAGCUAUGGGAUGGAUCCAGCUAUGAUUUUGAGUCUGUCGUUGCGUUCUUCGCAAUCUUCAUCUUCACGGCCUUGAUCUUCUUCAUGUCACGUCCCCGGCCCACCUAUCUGAUUGAUUUCGCUUGUUAUCAGCCGCAUGAUCAACUCAAGGUCUCCAGGGAGGAUUUCAUCAACCUCGCCCGCAAAUCAGGCAAAUUCACCGACGCAAGCCUCGAAUUCCAGCACCGAAUCCUGAAAUCCUCCGGCAUCGGCGACGAAACAUGCAUUCCAAAAGCAAUCAUGUCCACCGACAACUGCGCCACCAUGAAAGAAGGCCGCGCCGAGGCCUCCGCCGUCAUUUUCGGCGCCCUCGACGAACUCUUCGAGAAAUGCCGCAUCCGGCCAAAAGACAUCGGCAUUCUCGUCGUGAAUUGCAGCCUCUUCAAUCCCACACCAUCCCUUUCAGCCAUGAUCGUAAAUCACUACAAGAUGAGGGGAAAUAUUCUAAGUUUCAAUCUCGGCGGCAUGGGCUGUAGUGCAAGCAUCAUCGCCCUCGAUCUAGCCCAGGACAUGCUGCAAGCGAACCCUAGUAGCUUCGCUGUGGUAGUCAGCACUGAAAUGAUUACAUUCAGUUGGUAUAAUGGCCAGAACCGAUCGAUGUUGAUUCCUAACUGUUUCUUUCGCAUGGGUGGAUCUGCUGUUCUGUUAUCGAACCGUAGGCGCGAUUUUCGGAGGGCCAAGUACAAGCUCGAGCAUAUUGUUCGUACUCACAAAGGGUCUGAUGAACGAAGCUUCAGGUGCAUCUACCAAGAGGAGGACGAUCAACGGCUCAAAGGCCUCUCAAUAAGCCGCGACCUCUUGGAAGUCGGUGGGCACGCACUCAAAGCCAACAUCACUACCCUGGGCCCACUCGUCCUCCCCUUCUCAGAACAGCUCCUCUUCUUCACCACACUCGUGCGGCGUCACCUCUUCGGCGGGUCCAGCGAAUCCAGACCAUACAUUCCCAAAUACAAGCUAGCCUUCGAGCACUUCUGCAUCCACGCCGCUAGCAAGAAGGUUCUCGACGAACUCCAGAAGAACCUCGAACUCAGCGACCGAAACCUCGAACCCUCACGGAUGUCGUUGCACCGGUUCGGUAACACCUCCAGCAGCAGCAUAUGGUAUGAACUUGCUUACUUGGAAGCUAAGGAGCGGGUCCGAUCGGGAGACCGGGUUUGGCAACUUGCGUUCGGGUCUGGGUUUAAGUGCAACAGUGCAGUCUGGCAGGCGGUGCGGAAGAUCAGGAGGCCUACCCGGAACCCGUGGCUCGAUUGCCUUGAUCGGUACCCGGUCGCUGAUCUUUAGGAAGGCCAUUGGGUGGUGGUUCUUCUUAUCGGGUCAAGUAGGACCCGAAAUGGUGCUAUUUUCAUUAAGACAUUGUAAUUGUUUCUAAAUCAUUUUCUGUGUGUUUUAAGAUUAAUAUUUGAAAUUCACAAGAUUGGUAGGUUUUAUUC
Messenger RNA from Magnolia sinica, 1810 nucleotides. Its product is annotated as 3-ketoacyl-CoA synthase 10-like. Gene Ontology annotation, molecular function: acyltransferase activity, transferring groups other than amino-acyl groups. NCBI's taxonomy places the organism in Eukaryota, Viridiplantae, Streptophyta, Magnoliopsida, Magnoliales, Magnoliaceae. Bases 78 to 1661 code for a protein of 527 amino acids. The record is from RefSeq and is a predicted model, not a curated record. Gene Ontology annotation, biological process: fatty acid biosynthetic process. The transcript is spliced from 3 exons. Gene Ontology annotation, cellular component: membrane.